AUGGAGACUGCAGCUUUAUUACCGCUGCUAGAGCAGCUGGACGACAAUGUUGAUGAACUCGAAGAGGUCCUCGCACCUAUACUAAGGAGUACUGUUGUUGAGACGUCGAAGAAACUACCAGUUCUGGACAAAGCCAAGUUCCAUGUGAUGAUCACUUAUGCUCUGGAGUCACUGAUCUUUUCAUACCUGCGGCUACACGGUGUAAAUGCAAAAGAGCAUCCCGUUUUCAGAGAGUUGACAAGAGUGAAACAAUACUUCGAGAAGAUAAAAACUCUGGAAACUCCGCCAGAGCAAAGGACCAUGGUACUUGAUAAGCAGGCAGCUAGUCGAUUCAUAAAGCACGGUCUUGCCGGAAACGAUAAGCUCGACCUGCAGCGAGAAGAACAACUUGCGAAGGAGAAAGCGCGCACGCAACUAAAGGCGUCUCUUUUGGCCAAGAAGGCGAAAGCGACGCCCGAAACAACAUCCAAGAACAUCUCAAGCGGAUCCAACUCCGACUUUAAUCCCAACGUCGACAGUGACGAUGAUGUUGUUGAUGACGCAGUGCUACAAGAUCCGGAGUCAUCUGAGAUAGCGACUGGAAGCCAAAAGAAAGCCAAGAAAAAGAAAGCUAAAUCCGGUGCUCAAGAAGCAAAGCAUAAAAAGCGCAGCAAGGAAGAUCGGAGAGAACGUCACAAAGAGAGGAGAAAGAAGAAGGAAGAGUCUCGGAAGGCGAGGACUUGA
Molecule: messenger RNA, 723 nt
Organism: Aspergillus calidoustus
Lineage: Eukaryota; Fungi; Ascomycota; Eurotiomycetes; Eurotiales; Aspergillaceae
Source: the annotation of a GenBank genome assembly